UGCGCAGUUGUACGUUUGUUCGCGCCAUGUCGGAGCGUGGCCGCAGCAGCCGCGAUGGCCGCGACAAUCGUGACCGUCGCGAUGGCGGUUGGACUUGGGGCCUUAUAUCCAAGACGGUGUCAGGACGUGGCCGUGGUCGUGGCCGUAGCAGUUCGUCUCACUGGGGCCAUGACAACCGGCACGUGAUGAAAGCAGAUGCCUUGAAACCGCGGCGUGGAAGCUGGGGCAGAGAAACCAGAGAUGCCAAAGGCAAAGGAAAAGGGAAAGGACACAAAGGCCGAGAAUGGCGCCCCAAAACGGUGGUCCGCGUGGAUGCGGAUGCGAUUGGACGCCAUUGCGAAGUACGCGGUGCACAUGGCUCUUCCAUCCAAGCAAUGGUUAUGACCGAGCAAGGCAUUUACACAGCGUCGCAGGACAAAAACUUGAAGCGCUGGAAGCCAAAGCUUUCGAGCACUGGAGUGUUCGAGCUUGAGGCUGAACUGACAGUGCCACUGCCAGAUUCAGGGCAUUCCCUUCUCUUCAGUGGUGGCUGGCUUUUCUGUGGCCUUUGGGAUGGGCAGGUGCAAGCUUUCGCCCAAGAUGGUUCUGUGUCAGUCCUGAAAGGGCACAGCAAGAGAGUUACGACGCUUGCAGUUCACCAGGGUGUUUUGAUGUCGGGCAGUGCCGACAAAGAGGUGCGACUGUGGCAGAUGGACCCCGCGGCGAAGACAUUCAACUGCACCCAUGCGAUUGAGGAGAGCUUGCCGGGGCCUAUCAGCAAGAUUCAUGUUCUUGGAAACCACUUGUUUGUCGGGGGCCUCUAUGGCUUGGCCAUGUUAGACCUCGCCACGCUGAAGGUUACGAAGCUUUUGCCUCCCACGAAAGCUGUAACAGACCUGCUGGAGUUCCAGGGCCACAUCAUUGUGGCUUAUUCAGAGGGAAUGAUCAAAAUUUUCGAUGCGGAGGGCAACCAAAAGUCUGAGAAGUCCUUGGACGCUGGGCCAAUCCUGAGACUGGCUGGCUUGGAAUCAGGGCCACGGGUGCUUUGUGGUCAUGCACGAGGGCAGGUGUGAAAUUUUGGUGAUGAAACCUUGGUGAAUUUGAGUUGACGUUUCUGUUUGCUAGGUGAGCACAAUCACGCUUCCAUCCUUCGAAUUCAAGACUGCAUUCCAGGCCUUACCAGGCGACUUAGUUGCCUUGGCUUUGACUGCUUUCUUUUGAUAUUUAAGACCCAAGUGAGGCCAGAAGAUCGACAGUUUGCUAUGCGCGGGGCACGAUGGGAUAUUUCUCAUCGGGUCUCAGGAUGGCAGCCUGCAGCUAUGGCAAAGAGUUGAAGGGGGUUUACCCCCAGGUUGAGCAUCAGAUGUUUGGACAGACUCGUCUCACACUGAGCUUCACAACUUGGACGUUUGCAGCGUUGGAUCCAAAAGUCCUUCAAGGUUGUUGGGAACAAUUUUUGUUUAUGUGCUGGGGGGGCAGGACGAACAACAAAUUCGUGCGAUACCUUGUUUUGAAUUUGUUUUCCAGAACUCGUGGCCUGAAAACUGUUCAUUCGGCCCA
Molecule: messenger RNA, 1539 nt
Organism: Durusdinium trenchii
Lineage: Eukaryota; Dinophyceae; Suessiales; Symbiodiniaceae
Source: the annotation of a GenBank genome assembly